Messenger RNA from Anguilla rostrata (American eel), 950 nucleotides. RefSeq names its product chromosome 15 C2orf76 homolog (gene c15h2orf76). Bases 324 to 701 code for a protein of 125 amino acids. The transcript is spliced from 6 exons. The record is from RefSeq and is a predicted model, not a curated record. NCBI's taxonomy places the organism in Eukaryota, Metazoa, Chordata, Actinopteri, Anguilliformes, Anguillidae.
GCACCAUAGACGUAUUGCUAUUGCUUAAUUUAGUCUAACAUUCCCAUGAGCCUCGUGAAUAAUUCGAUUGCUCAUGUCUGUAUGCCCGCGGACUGAUCCAGGAUCUGUUUUUCAACACUGUCUAGGGUCGACUACUAUGUUUUGAAAAGCUUUAGCUGAUCUGAAGCCCGCGCAAGAAUGAAGUUACACCGAUGAGCUGGAGCAACCAGGAAAUAGACUGCCAUCUGUUUGGGAAAUGUGCAAAUAUUUUGGCACUGCUAACUAUAUAGGCUACACAAGUAUUCAGGUUAAAUUAUUUGUCAAAUUAUUAGUAGGCCUACAUCAUGUCCUCCGAGGCGGUGUUAACUGUUCGUCUAGUGAGAUCAUUUGAGCAUCGCAACUUCAAACCUGUGGUCUUCCGAAACGUAAAUCUACACCAGACAGUAGAGGAAUUCAUUGCAUUUGUUAAAAACGAUAUCUCUACAAGAGCAGGAUUACCUCCCCCCUUCAAGAAAUUCGAAUAUGACACAAUGAAGAUUAUUCACCAGGCACAUGGAGCAAAGACCAAUGAAUUAGUGAUGAGCUUGGAAGACGACGACAAGCUUCUGUUGAAAGAGGGCAUCAGCCUACUAGUUGCAGGAGUUGCCAAUGAAACUGAAUUGGGUUUCUUCCGGAAAGAAGAUUAUGAAAACUUCAAGACAAAUCCUAAAACAGUCUGGUGACACACAAAAGCUUCACUGGAGAGUGAGAAAUAGCAUAUGUGAUGCAAACACAGAAGAAAAUGACAAAGCAGUGACUUGGGUUCUCCAAAAUAUGGAGAUGGUAACACAGAAAAGGACUCCCAGUUCAACAAAUUUUAUUUUAAGGACAGCUGCCAACGUACUUCAGUUUUAAUGAUCUGUUCCACUCCCCUUGGGGAGGAGCUAUGUUAAAACAUGAUUUUUUAAAUAAAAUAAAUGUCUUCAAGAAUU